AUGAGUUCUUCAUUUCCAUCACAGAAACCAGAAGUGACCUUGUCCUUGAGUUUGCCGUCGAUUCCCACAAAUCCUAGUGAGGACGUAAAUCCAGAAGAGAGAGGUGUAAAAUUGAUUGAGUUGUUGCUAUCUUGUGCUGGUCAUACCUCAUCGGGUAAUCUCCACCAUGCCGAUGCCUAUCUCCGCCAGAUUUUCCAGCAUGCCUCGAUCAAUGGUGACUCCAUGCAACGGCUUUCCACCCGGUUUGCCUCCGCGUUGGCAGCUCGACUUGUUAAGCGCUGGCCUGGCCUAUAUAAGGCUCUUAAUAACACUGAGCCUGCGAGGCAUGAUCUUGACCGGGCUUGGUCCAUCUUCACUCGACAGUUCCCUUGCAUGGCCUUUGCCUACUCGAUUAUAAAGCAGGUCUUGAUCCAAGUCAUGUCUCACGAACGAAUAAUUCAUGUAAUUGAUUUGGGCUCCGGCGAUCCGAAGUUGUGGGUUCCGUUUAUACAGGGCCUAGGGCACGUCCCCAAUGGGCCGCCUCAUUUGAAAAUCACUUUUGUUAGUCAAAAUAAGUUAGCCCAAGAGAAAAUAGGGACUAGGCUUGCGAAAGAGGCUGAGAGUUUGGACAUGCCCUUUCAAUUCAACUCUGUAAAUGUUAGUCUUGGAGAGCUUACGUUAGACAUGCUUAAGGUAAAAUCAGGUGAAGCGCUAGCAUUGACAUCAAUAUCAAGUCUUCAUGUCUUAUUGGCUGAGGACGAUCGUGUCAAUUCACAUUUCGGGACUAGCAAAAAUAACGAAGUUAAGGACUCUAAGCAAAUGAAUGAGUUCUUAGCAAUUAUAAAAUCAAUGUCCCCGAAGGUAGUGUUACUAGUCGAGCAAGAAUCCGAUCACAAUCACAAUCGUCUAGUGGAUCGAUUUGUUGAAGCUUUACAUUAUUAUAGUGCGUGGUUUGAUUCUAUCAGUGUUGCUUAUGGGGAAUUCUCAUGCGCAGAUCGAACCAUGUUGGAAGAAAUGUUUGGGAAAGAGAUUGAAAAUAUUGUGGCAGGUGAAGGACUAGAGAGGGAGGAGAGGCAUGAAAGGUAUGCAAAAUGGUUGGUGAGGUUUGGUAGGGCCGGGUUCAGGCCCAUCCGCUUAUGGUCUGAAAUAAUGGAUGAGGCCCGGCGAGCAGUUGAGGCUCACAGGCUGAAGGGUUACAAGAUAAUCAAUCAGAAGGCCAGUUUGAUGAUAUGUUGGCAUGAUAGGCCCAUUUAUGCAGUGUCAGCAUGGACUUGUUUUAGCUGA
Molecule: messenger RNA, 1263 nt
Organism: Fraxinus pennsylvanica
Lineage: Eukaryota; Viridiplantae; Streptophyta; Magnoliopsida; Lamiales; Oleaceae
Source: the annotation of a GenBank genome assembly